Molecule: messenger RNA, 3043 nt
Organism: Tarenaya hassleriana
Lineage: Eukaryota; Viridiplantae; Streptophyta; Magnoliopsida; Brassicales; Cleomaceae
Product: putative disease resistance protein At4g11170
Exons: 4
Coding region: 166-2682 (838 amino acids)
Biological process (GO): defense response; signal transduction
Molecular function (GO): ADP binding
Source: RefSeq, a predicted model, not a curated record
UCUAGGAACUACGCUUCUUCGAGAUGGUGCUUGAACGAGCUGGUGGAGAUCUUAAGGUGCAAGGAACCGGAGAGAGUGGUGACGGUUUUCUACGGAGUUGAUCCGUAUCAUGUUCGAAGGCAGACAGGAUAUUUUGGACGGAAAUACAAACGAGCCUGUCGAGGAAUGCCCAAGGAGCAGAAGGAGAUAUGGAGCAAAGCCUUGACAUUUGCCGCGAAUAUAAAGGGCGAGCAUUCUAAAAGAUGGGAUAACGAAGCGAAAAUGAUUGAACGGAUUGCCUCCGAUAUAUCGGCGAAACUGAAUGAUACACCGCCAAGGGAUUUUGAUGGACUCGUUGGAAUGGAAGCACACUUGGAGAAAUUGUCUUCUAUGCUGAGCCAAGACCCUGACGAAGUGAAGAUGGUAGGAAUAUGGGGUCCUCCAGGUAUUGGCAAGACGACGAUUGCUAGAGCUUUAUUUGAUAAAAUUUGUGGUGACUUUCAAUCUUGCAUUUUUAUGGAGAACGUCAAGGGAAUGUACGGAAGAAUCGAUCUCGACGAUCAUGGUUUAAAGAUGCGUUUACAAAAGCAAUUUCUAUCUGAAAUCUUCGACCAAAAGAAUACAAGGGUAAAGCACUUAGGCAUAGCGAAAGAGAGGCUAAAGGAGAGAAGAGUGCUUGUUGUUCUUGAUGAUGUGGACCAUGUAGAGCAACUCAAUGCCUUGGCUAACCAAAGCGAAUGGUUUGGCUCCGGAAGCAGAAUUAUAGUGACUACAGAAGAUAAACAAGUAUUGGAGGCACAAUGGACCAACUUUACAUACAAGGUGGGGUUUCCAUCUGAACAACAAGCUCUUGAGAUCUUGUGCCGAUAUGCUUUUGGACAAAGCAUCCCACUAGACGGUUUUAAAGAUCUUGCUAUUGAAGUAGCAAAGAUUGGCGGUAAUCUUCCAUUGGGUCUCCGCGUAUUGGGUUCAUCUCUGUGCGGAAAGAGCAUAGAUGAGUGGAAACAAACCAUGUCUAGGCUCAGAACAAGUCUUGAUGGAAGAAUUGAGAGGAUAUUAAGGACUGCCUACAAUGAUUUACACGAGAAAGAUAAAGCUAUAUUCCUUCACAUCGCAUGCAUGUUCAAUGGUGAGAAGAAGGAUCUAAUUGUGCAUUUGCUCGAUAAAAGUCGCCUAGAGGUCUCUCUUGGGCUCCUUAACCUGGAAAAGAAAUCUCUCAUAGAUAUAUCUACCGACAAGUGCAUUGUCAUGCACCAUUUGCUACAACAGAUGGGUAGAAAAGUCGUCAGCUCAAAAAAGCUCAAAAAACGACAAUUUUUGCUUAAAGCUGAAGAGAUUCUUGAUGUACUUACUCAUAACAAAGGUACCGGGGCAAUUUUAGGUAUAGCUUUGGACAUAUCUGAAUUGCAACACGAGUUGGUUAUUAGCGCGACGACCUUCCAAGGCUUGUAUAACCUUAUGUUCUUAAGAAUCUAUGACAAUGGAACUGAUAGAAACAAUAAAUUACACUUACCUCAAGGUAUGGUUUAUCUACCUAAUACACUUAGGUUGAUGUAUUGGAGUGCAUAUCCAUUGGCGACUUUACCUUCUAGUUUCCAUCCUGAAUUUCUGGUGAAAUUCAGUAUGCCGCAUAGCAAGCUUGAGCAACUUUGGCAAGGAAUACAACCCCUUGGAAGCCUUAAACUCAUGGAUCUUAGUUUCUCUAAGAAACUGAAAGAAAUUCCUGAUCUUUCAAAAGCAAUUAAUAUCGAGAAAUUGGAUAUCUCUCAAUGCGAGAGUCUAGUCACGCUUCAUUCCUCGAUAUGUGAACUUCAUCAACUCAAGGACUUGAUCAUGUGGGGUUGUUCAAAGAUUGAGUAUGUUCCGACAAACAUCAACUUAACAUCUCUCGAUUCCUUGUAUAUGAGCGGGUGUUCGAGUUUGAGAAGUAUUCCAAACAUGUCUACAAACGUCAAGUAUCUCUCUCUAGGGAAAAUGUCGCAUACAUUUUGGUCUCAUUUUGCUGCAUCAAGCAUUUCUCGCAAUACAUUCUCACAAACUCUGAAGAGUAUUCAGGUCCUGCGUCUAAGCUAUAAUAACUUCGUGAGCAUUCCAGAUUGCAUCAAAGAGCUCUCUGAGCUGCGAUACCUUUUCCUCAAGAACUGCAGAAAUCUCAUAGAGCUACCUGAGCUUCCGAGUUCGCUAGUUGUUCUUUUUGCAGAAAAUUGUGCGUCCCUACGGACAAUAUCUAACCCUUUCCAAAACUCGAAUAUGGUUCUCGAUUUCGGUAACUGCUUGAGGCUGGAGCCAGAAGCACGUGAAAUCAUCCUGAAUUCAAGUUGCGAGUAUGCAUUCUUACCGGGUGAAAACGUGCCUACAUACUUCACUCGUCAAGUCCGUGGAAGUUCCCUGACCAUCCAUUUGGGUCAGAGGCCCCUUUCAUCAUUCUCACGGUUCAAGGCAUGCGUUGUGCUUGCAAGCGGAGAAGGGGUCUACGAUGGAGUUAUGUCUUGCAGCCUCGUAGCCAGAGAUAGCGGCUUGGUCUUUAAGCAUGAAUUGUGGAUGAGGUAUCCCUAUGAGCUUUUAGGGGAUCACCUUUGUAUGUUUGACCUUGUCUUCACAAGCGAAGACAAUGAUCUUGAAGCAGAAAGGUGCUACGGUGAUGCACUCAUUCAAUUUAGUUGUACUCCUUACAACAUUAUCGGAUGCGGUGUACGGUUCUGACAAUAACAUAAAGAAGCUGCUUGUCCAUGAAGACUGUUGCAGAGUCUACUUGUCCAAGCAUGAAGAUAAGAUGGAAUGGAAGUUGAUUAUCAAAAAAAAAAAAAGAUUGAAUGGAAGUUAUGUUUUUAUCAGUUGAUGUAGCAAUUUUAAUGCCGGUUUGAUUUUUCCCAACUACCUAUGUAUGAACAAAUUAUAUAAGUGUGUUAUGUUGAUAUAUGAAAAUAUGUGAAGAAGUUUGAGUAACCCAGAAAACGUUUUUGAAACAACAAAGUUAUAAAAUUUCUAAAAAAAUAAAUAGUUUUUAUUAUUAUUCGAUUUUAUGGCUUUGAUUACAGAUUCGGUUCGCCGUUUGAUUUAAGAU